Messenger RNA from Dendroctonus ponderosae (mountain pine beetle), 2153 nucleotides. RefSeq names its product myotubularin-related protein 9-like. Gene Ontology annotation, biological process: negative regulation of autophagy. Lineage: Eukaryota; Metazoa; Arthropoda; Insecta; Coleoptera; Curculionidae. Bases 113 to 1807 code for a protein of 564 amino acids. The record is from RefSeq and is a predicted model, not a curated record. The transcript is spliced from 8 exons.
AUGUUUUGACGUUCGUUUAUAACCUAAAAGUGAAACCAAUAUUUUGAUUUUCAAUUGUGGAGAGUGUGUCCAUUUCCAAUGGAUUUUCUUCGCAAGCCACUAUCCACCCAUCAUGGAAUUUGCUGAACUGAUCACAACCCCCAAGCUGGAUGGGGUGAUUUUGCAUUCGCCAUUUCAUGAGCCAAUCGACGGCACUUUAUGCAUUACUGGCCAUCAUCUCAUACUUUCCACUAGGAAGGAAAACGUACAAGAGCUAUGGCUGUUGAUCCAGGCAAUAGAUUCCAUUGAAAAGAAACAGCCGCCUGGUUCUAGUCAGAACGGGGGCACAAUCGUCCUCAAAUGCAAAGACUUUCGCCAGUUACAGCUGGACAUUCCGACUAGUUACGAUUUUCACAAUGUAUACACCUCAAUUGAACGUCUCUCUAACUUGGACAGGGCUGAACUCUCUUAUCCAUUCUUCUAUCGGCCAAUGUACCCUCUUUUAGAGGACGGGCAUACUUUGUUCAGGCCUGAAACCGAGUUCGCCAAAUUGCUCGCUACUGAUCAAUGGAGAAUCUCGCACGUGAACCGGAACUAUUCAGUCUGCAAGAGCUACAGUUCAGUGUGGAUUGUUCAUAAGUCUGUUGAUGAUAAUACAUUGAUGGCUGCUGCGAGUUAUCGGGAAGGAGGGCGGAUUCCCCUGUUGAGCUACCGGCAUGAUAAUGGUACCGUUUUAUUGCGGAGCAGUCAGCCGUUAGUUGGGAACAGUGGUAAGCGCUCAAGACCAGAUGAGAAGAUCUUGGACGCGGUGGCGGUAAAAGAUAAAAAAGGGUUUAUCUUUGACACUAGAAGCACUGGACUAGCGGGGCACUGUAAAGGAAAGGGUGGAGGUACUGAACCAGAUAUGCACUAUGCUCAAUGGCAGAAGAUACAUAAAAACCUAGACAAACUAGUCAAGUGCGAUGGCAGCGUUCAGGACCAUUUCAGCAAGCUCAUCGAGGCUUGCCACGACACAUCCAUAUCAACAGAUAAAUGGCUGCAGCGUCUGGAAAAUUGCCACUGGCUAACUCACAUCCAAAGUGUUCUAAGUGCUGCAUGUCUAGUGGCUCAAUGUUUGGAUAAGGACGAGUCCAAUGUGUUAGUCCAUGGCUCAUCGGGACUGGAUGCCACUUUGCUGGUCACUUCUGUUACUCAAGUCGUCCUUAACCCGGACUGUAGAACGGUUAGAGGGCUGCAAGCAUUAAUAGAAAGAGAGUGGUUACAGGCUGGUCACCCAUUUCAGCUAAGAAAUGCGCGGUUUUGCUAUUCAAACGCCAAGGCCAAGAACCAACAGCCCACCUUUCUGCUGUUCUUGGACUGCAUUCACCAACUGCACUACCAGUUUCCCUAUAGCUUCGAGUUCACCACUCAGAUGCUGAUCUUGAUCUUUGAAAAUUCAUAUUUCAGCAAUUUCGGUACCUUCAUCGGAAAUAACGAGCAGGAAAGACAAGAAAUGCGACUGGCCGAGACAACGACUAGCUUUUGGUCCUACUUGAACAGGCCGGACGUAAUUACCAACUUUUUAAACCCCAUGUAUGAGCCCAACAAGGCCGCCAUUUGGCCUAGUAUAGCUCCGGUUAGCUUAGUACUAUGGCGAGAGCUUUAUCUCAGAUGGGUGAUUGAUCCGAAGCACCAAAGAACUGCCGCCCAAAAAGCGGAUGAUUUGAUUCAGAACGACAAAAAUCUUCGAACCAAAGCGAUCCGGAUGAGGAAACAGCUAAUGGACCUGCAAAAGGAGCUUCAAACCUUAACGGCAGACAGUGAGUGCGAGAUAUUGCAUGAAAGUUGAUUUAGACUGUCGCUCUCAACAAGUACGCUUAUUAAAAUCCCUAAGGCUCGACUACAAACUGGUUUUUCCAUGGGGAGCUUAAAGAGGGCUGCUUUUAAAUUUCGAAUCCAUCCCUGGACCAAACCCGUCAGAUUUAAUGAUGUUUGGACAAUAAAGAACAGCUUGAAGAUAUUGCAAGGGGCAAUUCAGCAAUCUACUAAAAGUGUGGGGUUUCAGCCAGUCUGACCGAUAAGUAAUAAAUGAAUGUUCAUUUUUAUCGCUUAUCGCUGAUGAAUAAAAUCCCGUUGAAACUAAACCUGACAAUUUAUCAUUGCAAAGUAUCAAUAAAGAUUUUGCCUUAAAACAA